Helianthus annuus (common sunflower) is the source of this 1667-nucleotide messenger RNA. RefSeq lists its product as uncharacterized. Bases 177 to 1379 code for a protein of 400 amino acids. Lineage: Eukaryota; Viridiplantae; Streptophyta; Magnoliopsida; Asterales; Asteraceae. The record is from RefSeq and is a predicted model, not a curated record. Gene Ontology annotation, molecular function: nucleic acid binding; zinc ion binding. The transcript has 5 exons.
AAGGAACCAAGGGAAAAAAAAAACCCUAAGUUCUACAAAUCUGCAAGAUUGAAAGGGAAAUCAAGGCUAAAUAACCUGCAUGAACUCGAUUCUCUAGUAAUCUAAGCUUGUCCUACAAAGAGGCGUUAAGGAAGAAAGUUCGAGUCAAGUGAAGCAACAAGGGGAUCAAGACCGAGAUGACGGAUACGAAUGAGGAUGAAGCGACACGACAAGAACAGCUGAAAACUAUGAUCUCGGAAGAGAUUGGAAGGGCAAUGCAAGCAAGUAUUCCUCAUUUAGCCCAAGAAGUGGAAGGUCAUGUGCUAGAAGUGGUAGAAUCCAUGAUGGAGAGUAAGAUAGACGAGUUAAAAGGAAUGAUUAACGCAAUGCAAGAAAGGAAAGGAACUUGCAAGUGCACUUACAAAGAAUUUAUGGCGUGCAACCCGUUACCAUUCAAAGGAGAAAUUGAUCCUAUAAUAUGUCAAAGGUGGAUUGCAAGUACGGAAGCGGUGUUCAUAAGGAGUCAUUGUGAAAAGGAGGAUCAAGUGAUGUUCGCCACCGGUUUGCUACAACUCCGAGCUAAGGAUUGGUGGGAUGUUUAUAGUAAAGAGCUUGGGGAAGAAAAAGUUCAAGUCUUGACAUGGCAAGAGUUCAAGGAACCUUUUCUGAAGCACCACUGUCCACAAUCUGCCAUCGACAAGAUCCAAGAAGAUUUCUUACAUCUUCGUCAGAAAGAUGAAACCAUUGAUGAAAUCACCAACGUUUUCCUUGACAAGCUGAAGUUCUGUAACGAGAUAGCAGGAACGGAGAGAAUGAAGAUAAACCGUUAUUACGGUAUGUUGAAGGAUGAAUAUCGGGAGUUCAUAAUUCCCGCUAAAUGUGAAACUUUGAAUGAGCUCAUUGAACUGGCCCGAGAUAGGGAGAUUGAAAUAAGAAGACAGGCGAAAAGAGGCGAAAAGAGAGUAUCUGAAAAUGUUUCCAGCUCGAGCCCUUCAAAGAAACCAAAAUUUCAAGAUCAAGGCAAGAAGGAUAAGGCGAAGGGUAGUAUUCCGAAAUGCAAAACGUGCGGGAAGUUACACACGGGGGAAUGUUUGAAAGGGAAGAAGGGUUGUUACAAUUGUGGUCAAGAGGGACACCCAUACUAUAGGUGUCCUAAUCCUUCAAGAACGUGUUACAACUGUUUCCAACCGGGUCAUAUUAAGGCUGAGUGUCCCAAGCUUCAACAGAAGGCUGAUAAGGAGGCAAGAAAGGAGGAAGCCCCAAGAGCUAAGGGGAGGAUGUUUCAGAUCACAACCGAGGAAGCGAAGGACCACCCGAAUGUUGUAUCAGGCGUUAAGGAAGAAAGUUCGAGUCAAGUGAAGCAACAAGGGGAUCAAGACCGAGGUAAAUCUCAUGUCUAGUUAUCAAGCUUUGCCCGGAUCGAACACAUCUCAAGCCCGUCAAGCGCUCCGCAUUUUGUAUAAAGUCAAUGUCAAUUACCUAGUUACUUAUGUCUAUGUUUUGUACUUAAAACUAGUUUGGUCAUGGUUGUCUUUUGAAGGUUGUCGUAAGUGCGUACAUAAACUUAAUGGUUUCGAAACUAAAAAUAGGUCAUUUUUGUUGUGUAUGUCAUGUCUUUUGAAUGUUUGCGUACCGUUUGAAUGAAAUUUGGUUAUGAAAAACAGGGUACCUUCCGUUUACAAACGGGU